AUGUCUUCUUCUUCAGGAGAAGUCACAAUUUCAAAUGACAUUCAGAAGGAAAAUGUGAAGACGGACAGGCGAGAGUGUAUCAAGCUUCUGGCGCUCGAUACCGCGGAGUUGUCUAUGGAGCGCGCAACUUCGAACACUGAUGCGGUCCACAGUGAACUUCUGGUGAGCGCGACCUCUUCCCUGGCAUUCUCCCCGGAGCAAGUGGCGUGCGUCUGCGAGGCUCUACAGCAGGGAGGCAAUGUGGACCGGCUGGCCAGGUUUUUAUGGUCCUUGCCACAGAGUGACCUGCUACGCGGCAACGAAAGCAUCCUGAAAGCUCAAGCUCUUGUCGCUUUUCAUCAGGCUCGGUACCAGGAGCUCUACAGUAUUUUGGAGAACCAUAGCUUCAGUCCGUCCAACCACUCUUCGCUCCAAGACCUAUGGUACAAGGCACGGUAUACCGAGGCAGAGAAAGCGCGUGGGAGACCCCUGGGCGCCGUGGAUAAAUAUCGCCUGCGGAGAAAGUACCCACUCCCCCGGACUAUCUGGGACGGGGAAGAGACAGUAUACUGCUUCAAAGAGAGGUCCCGCAACGCGCUGAAGGAUCUCUACAAGCAGAAUAGAUACCCAUCUCCAGCCGAGAAAAGAAACCUCGCUAAAAUCACGGGACUCUCUUUGACGCAGGUCAGCAACUGGUUCAAAAACAGGAGGCAGAGGGACAGAAACCCAUCCGAAGCACAAUCAAAAAGUGAAUCUGAUGGCAACCACAGCACAGAGGAUGAGUCUAGUAAAGGACAGGAAGAGCUUUCUCCACUCCCCCUCUCCAAUUCAUCUGACGGGGCGAUGACCCAUGGGGCCCUCCCCCUGCAGACAGGGUCUCUGGACAGUGGGUUGGUCAUCAAACAGAUUGGGGACAUCAAGAUGCCCCCUGGAUCCAGCAGUGGGGUUCUCUUUAACGGGAACCUAGUGACCAGUAACCCCUCCACUGUCUUCCAUAACGGUGGCUCGUCUUACCUCCAGGCCCCCAGCAACAUCCUGUUCAACGGGCUCAACCUGGGUGUCCAGCCCCUGGCCUUCAACCCCCAGCGGCUCUCUGGGGGGGUCUUGAUGGGGGGCUCUGGUGUGGACAUGCAGAUGCAGGCAGGCCAGGAGAAGGGGCUGGGCAGCUCCAGUGUGGACUACGCCUCCUACUCCGGCUGUGUGAACGGGGCAGAGGUGAAACUGGAGGGGGUUCACGGCAUGGCAGCUCAAAAUGCCGGCUCGUCCGUCCUCACGUUCAGUUCGUCCUCAGGGGCGCUCCAGCUGGGCGGUUACAGUCAGGUCCAUGUGCACAGCGGCAUAUCUGACGGCAACGGGGCAUCUCUGCUCAACAGCAAUGUAGGUCUUCCUCCUCUGCAGCUCCCCUCUGGCUCCUCCACCUCAGCACUCUCACAAGGUACAAUCCAAGUGAACAAUGUAGCAGUCAGUUCUUCCAGUGAGGACUCCUACCACCACCAGCACCAUCAGGACAAGCUGGCCAUGGCCCCCAUGCACCCCAGCACGGUGCUGUACAGCAUGGGCAACACUGGACAGACCUCCAUCAAGAAGGAGCCCCUGGAGGGAGGCGGGGGCGGUGGGGUGUACUCCUACCACCAUGGCCUUCACCUGGACCCCAGUGGGCAGCUCAGUUACUCCUCAGCCCCCCUAAACUCAGAGGAGGUCCCCUCUAGCCAGGGUCCCACCCCCUCCUCUGAUGUAACCAUGGUCAGCUCCUCCAGUCCAGAGCCUGAGGUCUACACCACCCUUACCGUCAGCACCCCUCUGAUGGCCCAAACAGACCCGAACAGACACCACCUCCAGCCUGGGGAGUACCUCAGGGGCCACAACCCACAACCUGUCCCCUCCUCACACCUCCUGGGCCCUGGCAUGAACAACAACUACAUGUCUGUGUCAGAGAGUAAGGUGGACGCUAGUGGCAAUGGGGUGAAUGAGAUGGUGCGGGUCAUGUGUGGGGAGAUGGAGCCGGGGGAGGAGAAGGAGCUGGCCAAAUUACAGACAGUGCAGAUGGACGAGGAUAUGGCUGACCUUUAA
Salvelinus namaycush (lake trout) is the source of this 2049-nucleotide messenger RNA. RefSeq names its product homeobox protein SIX4-like. NCBI's taxonomy places the organism in Eukaryota, Metazoa, Chordata, Actinopteri, Salmoniformes, Salmonidae. Gene Ontology annotation, molecular function: DNA-binding transcription factor activity, RNA polymerase II-specific; RNA polymerase II cis-regulatory region sequence-specific DNA binding. Gene Ontology annotation, cellular component: nucleus; transcription regulator complex. The transcript has 3 exons. The coding region runs from base 1 to 2049 and encodes 682 amino acids. Gene Ontology annotation, biological process: regulation of transcription by RNA polymerase II. The record is from RefSeq and is a predicted model, not a curated record.